Messenger RNA from Talaromyces stipitatus ATCC 10500, 1575 nucleotides. RefSeq names its product RNA binding protein Tma22, putative. The coding region runs from base 203 to 781 and encodes 192 amino acids. Lineage: Eukaryota; Fungi; Ascomycota; Eurotiomycetes; Eurotiales; Trichocomaceae. The transcript is spliced from 4 exons. The record is from RefSeq and is a predicted model, not a curated record. Gene Ontology annotation, molecular function: translation initiation factor activity; mRNA binding. Gene Ontology annotation, biological process: translation reinitiation; formation of translation preinitiation complex.
AGUUGAUGUUAAGCAAAGAUGACAUUUAAUCUGUAUAUCCAACCAGCCAAUCACAUCCAUCCCACCCCGCCAAUAUCAGCGGAAGAUCGAAAGCUUCGAACUCCGCAACGACCAAGCUCUACCACUACCUACUGACAAGAUACCCAAUUCCACUCCACCCUAUAUAUUAUUCCAGUUACAGAAUUGAUCCAAGAGCAGAAAUAUGGCAGAAGCAGAUCAACCCGUGGAAUCACGAGCAAGACACAUUGUUUACUGCGGAGUUUGCACUCUUCCACCAGAGUACUGCGAAUUUGGCGGCACAUCCAAAAAAUGCGAAGAAUGGCUUGAGAAGACGUACCCAGAUCUACAUCAACAAUUAUACUCUGAAGAAGCAAUAAACGCCAACCUCUCAACCCUCUCCAUAACCGCGCGCGAAAAAGCAGCCAAAGACGCCGCCAAAAAAGAAGCCAAAGCCCUCCAAGCCGAAACCCGCGACGCAGAACGCAAAGCCUCCUCCAAAAUCCAAAUUAAACGUGUUGAACGCAACAAACGGAAAUUCGUUACUGUUGUUAUUGGUUUGGAGGCCUUUGGUUUAGAUCUGAAGAAAGUUGCGAAAGAGUUGGGCAAGAAAUUUGCGACGGGGUCGAGUGUCACAAAGUCUCCGGCGGGAACGGAGGAGAUUACUGUUCAGGGGGAUGUGAGUGAUGAUUUAUUUGAGUGGUUGAUUGAUGUGCAUGGGGAUAAGGUCCCGGAGGAUAAUGUGGAGUUGAUUGAGGAUAAGAAGAAGAAAGCCGCUGCUUGAUUUGAUCCAUUUCGUGGUAUAUGCAUUAUUAUACUAUGAAAAGAAUAGAAAUAUAUGCUAUGACAAUGGGUAUAAUGCGAUAGAAGACUCAAAGUUCGUCGAAUAGGCGGAGAGGAUCGGGGGGGUGGCUUUGAUGGGAAUGUAUAUUCGCAGAUGGAUGCUCGAUUUUGUCGGUGUUGGCUUCUGGUGAAUGUUUUGUGAGCAGUGGUGAUUUCAGGAAUGUCUUGACGUCGACAUGAACAUCAGUGCUAUGUGUGUCGGACAAAGACUGCGAGGACGUAUCGAUCUUCGAGUCAAGGUGUUCAACCGACGAAGACAUAGAUGUCGAAGUAAAUCGAACAAUAUACGCAACAAUAAUCACCAACACUAACCCCCCGAGAAAUCCUCCCAAAACCCUCAAUCUCCGACUGACCCUUGCCUGCCACUCUCCCUCUCUCCUUUCCCAUCCUUCAAUCUCCUGUCGGACUUUAUCAAGUCUAUUCCCCAAAUCCUCCAUCUUGGCCUUCCCAGCUUUCAUACGACUCUCCAAUUCAUCUAUCCUCUGCCGUUGAGGAUCGAAUUUUGCGAAAUCUGCAAGCUGUUUGCGUAUGUCAGACUCAAGAUUAGAAUUGUCGCGUUGGAAAUUCUCGUGUAAUGCUACGCUGGAAUCGACCAGUUCUUGGAACGUGUUGAUUGUUAAGUGGAGAGUUGAUAUCCGUUCGAGAAGGUUGUAAUAUGUAUAAUCCAGUCGCCGCGUAAUGUCUGUUGCAAGCGUGCCUAUGGACGCAAGUUUUGAUCUCAGGAUUCUACUCUUC